UCGACGGCACCGAGGGGGAGGGGAGGCCGGAUGUGAGUGGAGCGGCCAUUUCCUGUUUCUCUGCAGUUUUCCUCAGCUUUGGGUGGUGGCUGUUGCUGUGCUUCGUCUUCCAAGUCCACUGAGGGCCAGGCGGCGUGGACAGCGGUCCCGGCACUCGGCGCCCCGCCGCCCGCAGCCUCGUACCCGCCCUCCCCGCGCUUCCCGAGCCCGCCGCUUCCCGCCUCAGUGACCGGCCGCCGCCGCUGCGGCCCACGGAGCGGCCCAGAUGCAGGCCAUCAAGUGUGUGGUGGUGGGAGACGGAGCUGUUGGUAAAACCUGCCUGCUGAUCAGUUACACGACCAAUGCAUUUCCUGGAGAGUACAUCCCCACCGUCUUUGACAACUAUUCUGCCAAUGUUAUGGUAGAUGGAAAGCCUGUGAAUCUGGGCUUAUGGGAUACAGCUGGACAAGAAGAUUAUGACAGAUUGCGUCCCCUCUCCUAUCCGCAAACAGACGUGUUCUUAAUUUGCUUUUCCCUUGUGAGUCCUGCAUCAUUUGAAAAUGUCCGUGCAAAGUGGUAUCCUGAAGUGCGACACCACUGUCCCAACACUCCCAUCAUCCUAGUGGGGACGAAGCUUGAUCUUAGGGAUGAUAAGGACACGAUUGAGAAGCUGAAGGAGAAGAAACUGACCCCCAUCACCUACCCGCAGGGGCUAGCCAUGGCAAAAGAGAUUGGUGCUGUCAAAUAUCUGGAGUGCUCAGCACUCACACAGCGAGGCCUCAAGACAGUGUUUGAUGAAGCUAUCCGAGCGGUUCUCUGUCCACCUCCUGUCAAGAAGAGGAAGAGAAAAUGCCUGUUGUUGUAAAUGUCUGAGCCCCUCAUUCUUGGUCCUGUCCCUGGAACCUUUGUACGCUUUGCUCAAAAAAACGGUGGAGCCUUCGCAUUUGAUGCCAAGUUUUUGUUACAGAUUCAUUUUUCCAUAAAACCAUUUUGAACCAAUGAACCAGUCAAUAAUUUUAAGGUUCUGUUUUAAAUGUAAGAAUUCCAACUUACGGUCUAUUAAAAAUUCAGCCCUAAAUGACAAGCCUUCUUAAAGCCUUAUUUUUCAAAACCCCUAAUCUUGCUCAGAUUAAGAAUUGCCAAAAUACCUUCUGAACUAAGUCGCGUUGUACUGAGAACACUUAAGUACUAAACUGUUGAGAGAGACUUUUGUUUUUAAGAAGACUGCAGCUUCUGGAGUUGGGGUGCAGACCCUUCCCUAGUUUCCAGACCGAGUGACGCAGCACAGCCUCCUUAACAACAUGUUGCCAUGUAACGCACCUGUAACUUAUCAGCCCAUGUUCAUUACAUAACUUUGUACUGUGCGUCAAUGAGUGAGUGUAACAGCUCAGCCCUUUGAUUUCGUAGUGAGUUUUCUAAAAUCCCAGUUGACUAGCUUUUGCAGACUUUGAACAGAACUCUGGUUUCCCGUGUUGCCUCUAAUGAAGUAUUCUGUUCCUAGUCGUGGGUGUGCCGGGUGGAGUGUGUGAACACGACAUGAUCAAAGGAUAAAGACAGUAUUUUGACUAAUAUGAAGUAGAGAUUACUUUACACUACAUUGUACAUGGAGUAAUUCAACUGAAUAAAAGUGUCACGGGUAAAGAGUUUUAACGGUUAAUUUCUGUCAGACACAGUAGAUGACAAAGGUCUUAGCAGUGUCUCUCUUGAGCUUUUCCUUUCCCUACACUGCCGUCCUUCCCCAGAUGGGUUGUGGAACCCAUAUUUAAACUGGCCACCCCCACAGUUGCUAACUUAGCAAGUACUUUUCUUUAGGGCCCCCUCUUCACGAGCAAUAUGUCUGACCUGUACUAUAAGAUCUUUCUGAUAAUGCAUUUGGAGUUUUUUUCUUUGUUUUUUCUUUUUUUUUUUCUUUUGGUAGAUUGGUAGAAGUGCAUUCCUGUUUUCACCUUACUUUACUCAAAGCUAAUAAGUGCUUUCCUUAGUUUUCUAGUAAUUAGAUGUAAAAAUCAUGUGUUGCAGCUUUAUAGUUUUUAAACUAUUUUAGAUAUUCUUAAACUAUGAACCUUCUAAACAUCACUGUCUUGCCGGAGUACCAACACUGUCACGUGACUAAUGCUGCCCCUCUAGACCUCACCCACGUGGACACAUGCUUCCCGUCGUGGCUCUGCCUAGAGCUGUUCCUUUGGGUCUGUGAGGUUCUGUCAACUGCUAGUGCUAGCGCUGUUGUGUGCAACCUGACUCACUGGCAAGAACACAGUGUUGGCCUUCCAACCACUAGAACAAACUUUUCAAUUGACAGUUGCAGAAUUGUGGAGUGUUUUUACAUUGAUCUUUUGCUAAUGCAGUUAGCAGUAUGUUUUGCAUGUAUGACUUAAUAAAUCCUUGAAUC
Molecule: messenger RNA, 2368 nt
Organism: Chionomys nivalis (European snow vole)
Lineage: Eukaryota; Metazoa; Chordata; Mammalia; Rodentia; Cricetidae
Gene: Rac1
Product: Rac family small GTPase 1
Exons: 6
Coding region: 266-844 (192 amino acids)
Biological process (GO): regulation of actin cytoskeleton organization; regulation of cell shape; small GTPase-mediated signal transduction
Cellular component (GO): cell cortex; plasma membrane; cytoskeleton
Molecular function (GO): GTP binding; GTPase activity; protein kinase binding
Source: RefSeq, a predicted model, not a curated record